AUGCGAACCAACUUAAACAUCCGCUGCGUGCACCAUCGCGAUCAUCACAAGUUUGCUUUUGGGAAAGAUGCUGAGCGUGUUUUCCAGGACCAAGGUGCAAAGGGUUGCCUGCUUCUGUUUCGGGCAGGUAUCAGAGCUAGCACGUCACAAUCAAGACAUUCGCAGUACUCGACGAAUGAACUGGGUCGAGCGGUUAGAUCAGUUGUCCAGUAG
Molecule: messenger RNA, 213 nt
Organism: Symbiodinium natans
Lineage: Eukaryota; Dinophyceae; Suessiales; Symbiodiniaceae
Source: the annotation of a GenBank genome assembly